AUGACUGCACCAUUGGAGGAUUUGAUAUACCACGAGAUACAAUGGUUGAUCAAUGCGUGGGCCGUACAUAGAGAUCCAGAGUUAUGGAGUGAUCCCGAAAGCUUCAAGCCUGAGAGGUUUGAAAGUGGUGAAGACAUGUCGUACAAGCUCAUGCCAUUUGGACUGGGAAGAAGGGCUUGCCCAGAAGCUCAUGUCAAAUUCAAUCCAAUCUAA
Molecule: messenger RNA, 213 nt
Organism: Prunus armeniaca (apricot)
Lineage: Eukaryota; Viridiplantae; Streptophyta; Magnoliopsida; Rosales; Rosaceae
Source: the annotation of a GenBank genome assembly